AUGGCAGAUUUGCCCGCGCAACGCGUGACGGCUUCAAAACCGUUCACACAUAGCGGCGUAGAUUAUGCCGGACCCAUACUCUUGAAGGAGGGCAAGAGACGUAAUGCCAAAUUACACAAGGCGUAUAUGUCGGUGUUCGUUUGUUUCUCGACCAGGGCCGUACAUCUCGAAAUUGUAACCAAUUUAACAUCGGAAGCGUUCCUUGGUUCCUUUAAACGUUUUAUAUCACGUAGAGGCAAGCCGGCAUGUGUAUAUUCAGAUAACGGCACUACGUUUGUCGGCGCGCGCAAACAAAUAAAGGAGCUGUAUGACUUGAUCAACGAUGACGACACGCAGUUUGCGAUACGGCGUUUUAUGCGAGAUAAUGAAAUCAAUUGGCAUUUCAUACCGCCCCACGCUCCACAUGUCGGGGGCCUGUGGGAGGCGGCCGUGAAGUCGGCGAAAUUUCAUAUUAACCGAAUAGUAGGUAACGCGAAUCUCACAUAUGAAGAGAUGCAAACCGUGUUAUGCAAGAUAGCAGCGGUUUUAAAUUCGCGACCGUUGACCCCGUUAAGCGAGGAUCCAAACGAUCUGCAUUGUAUUACGCCGGGACAUUUCUUGGUUGGUGCAGCGCUAAACAGUUUCCCAGUUGCAGAUUUUACGAAGGAGAAUCCGGGCCGACUACUGCGAUGGCAACGCGUAGAACAGCUUCGGCAACAUUUUUGGAAGCGUUGGAGCGCCGAAUAUUUACAUACUUUAAUCGAGCGACAAAAAUGGAGGACUAGCAGGGGCCAGCAAUUGAAAAUCGGUCAGCUCGCCAUGGUGCAGCAACCAGGCUUGGGGCCGCUGCAGUGGUUAAUAGGCAGGGUGCAACAACUUCAUCCGGGCCCUGACGGUAUUGCAAGGACGGCCACAUUAAGGACCGCGAAGGGUCAAUUAACAAGGCCACUAACGAAGCUAGCUAUCCUUCCGAUAGACGAGGCACCUGCCGAUUAA
Nylanderia fulva is the source of this 975-nucleotide messenger RNA. RefSeq lists its product as uncharacterized. Lineage: Eukaryota; Metazoa; Arthropoda; Insecta; Hymenoptera; Formicidae. Gene Ontology annotation, biological process: DNA integration. The record is from RefSeq and is a predicted model, not a curated record. Gene Ontology annotation, molecular function: nucleic acid binding.